GUUCACCAUUCAUCUGUCUCAGCGGUUGGAUACGGGGCCGGAGAGUCUCAUCACUAGGCACGGUGUCAGAAAGAGGAGAUUCCAGCUCAAAUAAAUAUGAAAUAACGACAUAAAAGGAAUUUAUAUAAAACACGGAUUAGUGUUUACUUAUCUGGGUCAGUUACUUGAGUUUUUUUCGUUGCGGAGUUCUGCUUUCAUCCUUCGAAUAACUGGAUUAAUUUUAAUUAUGAGUUUAAUACUGCUCGCUAUGUUUUCGCGAAGGAAUGAUUAGAAAAUUGUGACCAGAUCUCUCACCUUUUAACGACAGGAAUAUGGCAAAGAAUAUAAUAGACGUCCCAAGGGAUGAUUUAAGUAAGGUAUCCGAUGAAGAACUGCUUAAAUGUAGCAAAGAGGAGCUGCUUAGGAGACUUCGAAAAGUGGAUAGUGAAAAGAUUAACUUAAUGGUGGAACACGGGAACAUGAUGAAGGACGUCAACCGCAGAUUACAAGUGCAUCUUCACGAAAUACGGAGCUUGAAGGAGAUCAACCAGAAACUGCAAGAAGACAACCAGGAGCUUAGAGAACUGUGCUGUUUCUUGGAUGAUGAUCGGCAGAAAGGGAAGAAGCUGUCCAGGGAAUGGCAGAGAUUUGGCAGGUACACUGCCAGUGUUAUGUGGAAGGAGGUUGGCAUAUUCCAGCAAAAACUGAAAGACCUAGAGACCAACCAAGAGAGUGUGAUGAGAGAGAAUGUGGAGCUCAAGGAGAUCAUCCUCAUGUUGGAUGACGAGAGGAAUGGAGCUGGAUCCAGGAGCUCCAUAGACAGCCAAUCCAGUCUGACCAAUCUGAACGGAAGUUCUGCCACUGUGAGGGAUGUUGGAGAUGGGAGCAGUACCUCCAGCACGGGCAGUGCUGGAAGCCCUGAUCACCACCACAGUCAUAUUCACAAGCCUUCAGAGGGAAAGAUAGUGGCUAUCAGAAGGUCUAUGGAUGAUCUAUCAACCAACCAUCUUCUCAGAGGCAUACCGAAUGGGCUCAAUGAUUCAUCUUCAAACUACAUUCGCCAACUGGAGACUAAAGUCCGCAUUUUAGAGGAUGACAACAAGCAAUUGUUAUCCCAGCAGGGGAACGUGGGCGAUCUGAAGACACUUCGGAAAGGACUGUCCCUGUAUCACUCAGAGUCCCAGCUCUCCUCGCUAUCCCAGUUUCAGGACACCUUACAGAAUGGGUCCACGCGGAUGCAUGGAGGUGAUCUGCCUCCCCCUGUCACAGGAUACCUGACUGCAGCACAGAAACCAGAGGCUGUUGUACAUGCCAUGAAAGUAUUAGAAGUCCAUGAGAAUCUAGACAGGAAGAUCCCAGAGGACUAUGAGGAGGAUCUCAGUGAGAAAGAGAAAGCCAUUGUCAGAGAGAUGUGUAAUGUGGUGUGGCGAAAGCUCGGUGAUGCAGCAGGAUCCAAACCCUCCAUCCGCCAACAUCUCUCUGGGAACCAGUUCAAAGGGCCUUUGUAGCUCCCAUGUCAAUGACCGGCAGGGCCUCGAACAAACAAACAAAUCUGUGAAUUAUGACAAGAGGAGCAGACAGAACUGGGCAACUUCGGGAAACGACACAAAGAACUUCGCUUCUACUGCCAGCUUCUCUCAUGGCAUUCAGUUGAGACAUUUCAAACCUGUUACCUAUGACACUAGGUGGUAGUUUAAUAUAUAAUGGACUCACAAUUAGCACAAGCUAAAUCACAGCUCUAUUUAUGUGCAUACCUUCCAAGUAUUCAUAUAAGGCAGCUUAAUGGAUUUAUUUCUCAUUCCUGAUACGGAAUGAAAGCACACAGAUAAAUGCCCCAUGCAGACACGCCUAUAAAUUUGAACCUUUCUACUUCUAAAUUUUGGCACAAGGCCACUUCAUAAUAUUCUGUUAUAUAUUUUCAUAAUAUAUAUAUAUAUAUAUAUAUAUAUAUAUAUAUAUUUUUUUUUUUUUUUUUUUUUGUAGACCACUGCCAUUCAAAGUCUCUUAUGCUCACCAAGACUGCGUUUAUUUGAUCAAAAAUACAGUACAAACAGUAAUAUUGUGAAAUAUUAAUACAAUUUAGAAUAACUGUUUUCAAUCUUAAUAUUUUUAAAAUGCAAUUUAUUCCUGUGAUGCAAAGCUGAAUUUUCAGGAUCAUUACUCCAGUCUUCAGUGUCAUAUGAUCCUUCAGACAUCAUUCUAAUAUGCUGAUUUGCUACUCAUGAAAUAUUUAUUAUUAUCACCAAUGUUGAAAACACUUGUGUUGCUUAAAAUUUUUUGUGUAAAACAGUAAUACAAUUUUUAGUAUUCUUUCAAAAGAACAAGAUUUAUUUGAAAUAGAAAUCUUUUGUGACAUUAUAAAUGUUUUUACUGUCACUUUUGAUCAAUUUAAUGCAUCCUUGCUGAAUAAAAGUAUUAGUUUAUUUUAAAAAUUUACCCAAACUUUUGAAUGAAUUUAUUUAUUUUUAAUUUAAGCCACUCGCAUCGCAUCAGAAUGUGACAGACUAUUAUCAAUACAAAUGAACUUAAACCAAGAAUCAUGUUACUUCUAAAGUUACCAGCCACUGACAAAAAAUAACAAGUUUAAUUUAAUCCAAUUUUUUUACUCAUUUACUGUUGACAGUUGUUUUUGGAACCUGUUCAUGUAAUUGAAAAAUAAAAUAUGAUAGUAUUUUUUUUUUUUUUUCCCAGGUAUGAAUACAUAUAACACAUUUGCUCAGGUUCCCAGACAUACUUAAAAUAACAAAAUAAAAUAAAAUAAUAUUAUAUACUUUAUAUAAGUAACUUCUAGUCUGGAAAUAUUCAGAAGAUACAUGCAGACCAGCUCAUGAGCAUAAGCAUUAAAAGGUGCAGUAAGUGAUUUCUGAGAAACACUGUUGACUUUUGAAAUCACCAAAACAAACACGCCCCUACCCAAUUGGAUCACACUCCCAUCUUUAUAGCUUAUGAACACGUUAUGCAACACAGGCACCUCUCCCCCGAAUGAGUGUAUACGCCCCUUACUGCUGAUUGGCUAUAAUUGUGUUUUGGUGUUCGGUCCGAUCCACUUUCAAUAGCGCUUCUCAGAAAUUGCUUACUGCAUCUUUAAUUAAAGUAUUUUAUCCAAACAGUGCUUAUAAAUGCCAGUUCAUCUUUCACAUCAUAUUAUGUAAAGUACUUUAAGUUCCAAACUGACAAUCGUGAUUAAUUGAAGCUGCUUUCUAUGCUUUUAUUUGUCUUUGUAAUCUAUCAGUUGAAAACAGAUCAAAAAUGUCAAAAUUCAAUAUCAUUAUUUUAUAAUGUGUCCCAUUAUAGUGCUUUUAAUUGCAUAUGAGACCUAAUGGCUUUAUGGUGUCAUAAUUGAAAGUACUGUUAAAUCUGUUUUAGGUCUACAGAUACUGUAUAAAAAGAACUGAAACCCAAUUUCAGGUUCUAGAUACUGAAUAGGUGCAAUAUAGAAACUCUGUCUGGAUGAAUGGAAGUAUGUAAGUGUUGUGUGUUUUCAGUUCAGCCUGGAUUAGCAUAACUGAUUCCAGUUUGCAGUGUGAAGUUUCAUCAUUACACUAUUUGUAAAAGCAUUUAAAGGGUUAAUUCACCCAAAAAUGAAAUUUCUGCCAUUAAUUACUCACCCUUCAUUCAGACCUUCAUUCAUCUUCGGAAUACAAAUUAAGAUAUUUUUAUCUCCCAUAGAAAGCAACGAAAUUACCACUUUCAAGGUCUAAAGAAGUAGUAAAGACAUCGUUAAAUAGUCCACGUGACUACAGUGGUUCAACCUUAAUGUUAUGAAGCGACGAGAAGUAUUGUUCACGUGCGCACCACGACACACGCAUAUGAUGCUGACGCAGGAGCCAGUAUGGUGAGAAAUCGAGUCCACCCAGGAAUCGGGUCUCCUUUAGGAACCUGAGUGAUCCCAUUGGUUCAACAGGCUUUUAAUGGGUAGUAUUUUAGCGCCUGGUUAUAAUUUGUGCAAAAUCACGUUAUGAUUUAUGUAGUUUAAAAUGCGUUAUAAUGACCAUUAAUGUCUUUUAAAUUACAUGGUUCAUAUACUAGUAUAUAACUGAAGCUAUAGGUUGUGAAAUCAAGCAUUUCUCGUUCUUACUGUUUUUAGUUAGCUUAUGCACUACUAGCAUAACAUACAUCUAUGCGAUUAGCCUGCUAGCUUAGCUUAUAUUAGGUAUGUUUUUUGCUUCCAAUAUCUGUUUCCAGUUUGUUUUAUUAUGCAACACAUAGGCAUUAAUUUUAUAUUUCAAGCAUGUUGUUUGUGCACUUAAUGUAAUAAACAUCAUACAUCAGUGAAAUAGGUUAUAAUUAGUAAAGACAUCACGAUAACAACUUAUGAUUAGGCAUUACCGCCUGGGUCCUAAAGGAGACCUGAUUCCUGGGGGGGGGACUUGAUUGAUUCAUAACAUUAAGGUUGAACCACUGUAGUCAUGUUGACUAUUUUAAUGAUGUCUUUACUACUUUUCUGGACCUUGAAUGUGAUCAUUUCAUUGCUUUCUAUGGGAGAUAAAAAAUAAAAAAAACUCGGAUUUCAACAAAAAUAUCUUAAUUUGUGUUCUGAAGAUGAACGAAGGUCUUACGGGUUUGGAAGGAUAUGAGGGUGAGUAAUUAAUGACAGAAAUUUCAUUUUUGGGUGAACUAACCCUUUAAUGUGUUAUGAAACUUUAGCACAUGCAAUUUUAAUUGCGUAAUCUGCGAUUGGAGCACGUAACGUACCUCAGCCAGUCACAUUUUCCAUUAUUCCUUUUACCAAGUUUACUAAAUUAAAUCAGACCAUACAGUAUGUGCUGAUAAAAACUGAAUAAGGUUAGCAUUAUUAAUAAUGAGCUUCUUUUGCUGACUUUUGUGUAAAACGUCUAAUUCUGCUCCAUAGGCCUAGUUCAUGAGACCUUCAGGCAACAUCUUUUUUGUGUGCGUUCUCUAUGUGACACAGUAUAAAGCAAAGUCUGAAUGGAAGUAAAUGAGAACGCAGUAAAUGAAGCGUAUUUUGAGUUUUGUGUGUUAUAAUUCAGAAUCAUUAUCUUUGUAUACAAGAACUGCCUCAAAAGAUGCUUGCUGCAUUCACACAAAAGCUCUUUUUUUGAAAACCAGUGACCCGAUAAGCCAUAAUUUUGUAUUGUUUGUUUAAAUCGAAGCUAUUUUGAGCAUUGCCGAAAUCCCUCAGCCGAUCUAGUUAUUUUUGUAUUAAAGUUGUGUGGAAUUUCAUUGAAAUUGUAUAUUUAUGAGAGCACUUUUACAGUGCUAGACUGAAAUCACAUUCGUAUUGGAUGGUUUUGUUCACAUUGGAUGCAGCAGGUGGCUUUUGGCGGUGUGUUACUUUUUUUUGUCUUAUGUUUAUGAGAACAAAAUGAGCAGCAAACAUUUGACUAAGUAAUGAAAAUAACUGCAUAUUUUUAUGAAAAGGAUACGUUGUGAAUUUGGGUCAGUAAAACGGUAUGUGCUGUUAACAGCACACACAGUAAAUAUUGUCUCGGUUAUGCUGUAAAGUGUUUCAUGUGAACACAAUGCCUAAAUAAUUGGUGUUGAAGUACACAUAUUCAUUAAAACUAUUUUUGAAAUCUAAUUAAAAGUGUCCUUUAUAAGAAGAUUUAGUCUACACAACUACUGACUUUUUUUGUAUUUAAGUUUGAAGCACAAAAGAAUCUGAAAUGCUGAUAUUUUCCUAUUUUCUUUUCAAAUGCACUGCUUCUUUUGUGAAUGAGGAUUUGAUGUUUGAAUCCUUCAUGAAAUUCAAUGUUCUGUGUAGCUCAUCUGUAUGUGAAACACACAUGAAGUUGUAUUCUAGGACAUACAAUUCAGCGCAAUGUAAAUAACUUCUAUUACUGUAGAAUACCUGUAACUAGCAUGCGUUUAUAUAUUUUUAAUAAGCUGUAUGUAGCUGAGAAUGGACCUGUAUUUUAGCUAAUAAAAAAAUUCUAAAUGCAUUGCAAAUAACCCUCUUGUAGAUUUGAAAUAAAGAAUCCUUCUCUUUGUACAA
Ctenopharyngodon idella (grass carp) is the source of this 5935-nucleotide messenger RNA. It is a transcript of the gene ccdc85ca, whose product is annotated as coiled-coil domain containing 85C, a. The record is from RefSeq and is a predicted model, not a curated record. The transcript has 6 exons. The coding region runs from base 312 to 1487 and encodes 391 amino acids. Gene Ontology annotation, cellular component: apical junction complex. Lineage: Eukaryota; Metazoa; Chordata; Actinopteri; Cypriniformes; Xenocyprididae.